AUAUCGAUAACAUCGUAAAAACAUCAUAGUUACGCUUGCGCGUUGUGGGCUAGACACAAAUUUUAAUUAUCAUAUUAAACGUAUUCAAUUGCUACAAAUAUGUCUGAAAAAGUAAAGACGAAGUCAUUAACUGUGUAAGGAUGAGGAUCCACCCAAUGGCGAGUUGGCAAACAAGUAAAUAAAGGCCUAGAAAAGUGCAACAAAAUACGCCUGGCAGUUUGUGCGUCUGUGUGUGUGCCAUUGAUUACAUAGUUGGUUUAGGCGACGCACAGGUGCGAGCGAGAGGGGGUAUCAUCCGAAAAGGGGCAGCAACAGAAACCGCAUUCCAUUUCCAGAAAUCCAGGUUGCAGCUUCCAUCCAUGAGAAAGUGAUCAGAGCGCCAUGCAUCACCAUCAUCCGCCUUUGCCCAUAACAGGAGCAAGUGGCUCCACGGCAGCAAGUACGGGAGCAGCUGUAGCUGAGGAUCCGGCACCUGCUGUGGCCACUGGAUCUUCCAGCAUAACAGCCUCAACCACGCCCUCGGGAUCGAACACCCAACAACACCAGCGACGUCGCAAGAAGCGUCCUAACUACAAUUACAAUGGCAUCCGCACUGUGGAAGUGCGACGUGGUUACAAUGGAUUUGGUUUUACCAUCUCUGGGCAGCAACCUUGCCGGCUAUCCUGCAUCAUCAGCAGCUCUCCAGCUGAACAAGCUGGCCUACGAUCCGGCGAUUUUCUCAUCUCUGUCAAUGGUCUGAAUGUCUCCAAGUUGCCACACGAAACCGUGGUCCAGCUAAUAGGCAACUCUUUUGGCAGCAUACGAAUGCAGAUUGCCGAGAACUAUUACUCGGACAGCUCGGAUGAGGAAAACGCCCACGCUACGCUGCGGGGCCAACUUCUGGCCGCCAGUUUGAGGCACAAGCCAAGGUUUCUUCACCAUAAGGCGAAACUUCACAGACUGCGUAACUCGCCCCAGAAGAAGUUAAACCCUCCAGAGGCUGUGGAACCCCAGAAAUCAAAGUCAUCACCUGAUCAUCUUACAUUAAGACCGGUUUUGGAGGAUGCUCCUCUAACAGCCAAUCUAUCCAAAGCAGCGGAUGUGGCUAAUGUUAGUGCAAUGGUGCGGGCUGUGGGCAGUGCUGCACUAGAAUAUCGCGUUAUUGUGGGCUAUCUAGGAACUAUUGAGAUGCCGAAGCAAAUUUCGCAUAGCUCCAAGCUCCAGACUGUGAGGUCGUGUAUACGGAAGCUCCGCCAGGAAAAGCGACAACCCACCAUAGUGCUGAUGUGCAUCACUCCAGAUAGCUUGAGCCUACAGAGCGCUAGUGGUGGAGUGUUGGCCACGUACUCCUCGGCCAGGCUCAAUUUUGUGAGCUCUUCGUCGGAGAGUGAGAAUCGCUUCUUUGGUUUAGUGACCAGCGCUGUGCACAACACCCAGAUCGAGGAGGAGUACGAGCCUAGUGCUGGCAGCGGUGCAGCUGCUGGCCACAUCAGCAUCUCGCACAGCUGCCAUGUUUUUGUGAUCGACACCAAACUGAUUGAGCAUGCCCAGCACUUGCAGCGGGCCCAUGAGUUCCGAUUGCAGUGCACCAGGGAUCCCAUUUCGAAUUUGUGCCUAGAGUUCCCCAAUAACUCGGAGUAUGUGGUGAACCUAGUGCGAAGCAUGUAUACAAUGCGAAUUCUGCCACCGGCUAGUCGAAGUCAUCAGGCGGACUAUGAGGUGGGUGGACCUGUUGCUGCUGGAGGAGCAGCUGCUCACUCACCGCAGCCAUCGAACCACAGCGAGAUCUCCACUACAACUUCCAAUUCGGAUUCAGGGAUUGGGUUCAACAACGACUGUACGAAUAUUUCGGAUCGAAUUCUAGUAGUGGACUUUCUGGGUGCUGGAGGAGCAGGAGGAGCACAUGCUGGGCCACCAGCUUACCCAGCGCCAGCUCGUCCGCUGGGCAUAGUGGGAAUCCCGGAUAACCGACUGACUGUACGGGCCAUGCCCGAUCAUGCUGCUCUUUUAACAUCACCGCCAGAGAGCUCUUCGCUGCGCCGACCCAAUAUCUUGGCGAGUUUCAAUCUUCUCAAGAGUCCUGCCACGAAUCUCACGUCCACUCGCUCCUGUGAUGAUGUUCUGAAUCUUUUUGUGGACGAUUCACCUCGUCACUUAGGCGCAGUGGCCUCAAUGGAUGACAUCUCGCUACAUUCUGCUGCUCCUUCUCUGGAUGAUGGUCACACAUUUGCCCAUCCAGCCUGUGUGCCCCGCAAGAUGCGCAGAUCUUUGAUUUUGGAGACGCCGACAACGCCACACAAGCUUAGUGCCCAAGUUUUUGGUCAACCAGGAUCACGGCACUCCCUUGGAUUUGAGGCCAUCGAUAGUGUGCAGUCUUCGGUAAACGGGGCAUGUAUCGACCAGCCAAUGGAUACAUGGGCCAGCCUGCAGAAUUUACAUAAAUCUCACAAGGGUCGAACCAGCCUAUCGGCCUCUUCGUCCUCACAUUGCCUUAUAGAAGCUACAAACAGUGAACCAGAUUUGGGGAAUCGCGCUCUGCCCGCCAAUGCCUCGCCCUUCCGCCGAGCCUGGGGACAAUCUUCCUUUCGCACACCCCGCUCUGACAAGGUGGCCAAAGAGCAGCAAAUGCAAGGUCAGUCGUCGCCUGUGAGACGCACUGCCUCAAUGAACGCCUCCGACAACGACAUGUACAUCAAAACACUGAUGCUGGACUCAGAUCUAAAGUCAACGCGCAGCCAGCAUCAGCUAAGUCUGUUGCAAGUGCCCAAGAUCCUAACCACGCCAGCACCGCCCUCCGCCGUUACCGUAUCCGUAACUUCAGCUGAGGAAGCAGCCCAGGAACACGGCUGUCCCAGCAGCUGGGGUGGUUCCUUUGAACGGAUGCUGCAGGAUGCCGCCGGAAUGCAAACCUUCUCUGAAUUCCUGAAGACGGAGUUCUCUGCUGAGAACAUCUACUUUUGGACUGCCUGCGAACGCUACCGUCUGUUGGAAUCUGAAGCAGAACGAGUCGUUCAGGCACGUGAGAUUUUUGGCAAGCACUUGGCCAACAGCAGCAGUGAUCCAGUUAAUGUGGACUCACAGGCACGCAGCCUAACGGAGGAGAAGCUAGCCGGCGCCGAUCCAGACAUCUUUGCGCCGGCACAGAAGCAGAUCUUCAAGCUAAUGAAGUUCGACAGCUAUCAGCGGUUCAUUCGCUCGGACUUAUAUAAAAGCUGCGUGGAGGCUGAGCAGAAGAACCAGCCGUUGCCCUACAGCGGAAUGGAUCUGGACGAGCUGCUCAAGACAAAUUUUCACGUGGGUGCCUUCUCUAAGCUCAAAAAAUCGGCUAGCAAUGCGGAGGACCGGAGGCGCAAGAGUUUGCUCCCCUGGCACCGGAAGACGCGGAGUAAAUCCCGCGAUCGCACGGAGAUAAUGGCUGACCUCCAAAAUUCGCUGAUGCCAGCACCACCAGUACCUCCACCUGCCCAACUCACCUGUGCUUCCCUGAAGCUAGUUUCCGGGCAGAAUUCUAUGAGUGAUCUGCACAGUUCUAGAUCAUCGUUGUCCUCUUUUGAUGCGGGCACAGCUACCGGCGGACAAGGAGCCAGCGUUGAGAGCGUAUGUUCGUUGUGUCGAGUGAUACUUACCGAUGGAGCAACUACUAUAGUCCAGACAAGAGCUGGUGAAACAGUCGGGGAGUUGGUGGAACGCCUGCUGGAGAAGAGGAACCUUGUGUAUCCUUACUACGACAUAGUGUUCCAGGGCAGCACCAAAUCCAUCGAUGUGCAACAACCUUCACAAAUUCUAGCCGGCAAGGAGGUGCUGAUCGAGCGGCGGGUGGCCUUCAAGCUUGAUCUGCCCGACCCGAAGGUUAUCUCGGUGAAGAGCAAACCCAAGAAGCAGCUUCACGAGGUAAUCCGGCCUAUACUCAGCAAAUACAACUACAAAAUGGAGCAGGUGCAGGUGAUCAUGAGGGACACUCAGGCCCCACUGAACCUCAAUCAACCCGUAACCAUGGCCGAUGGCCAGCGAUUGCGCAUCGUGCUCAAUCCGGAUUUUCAGGUAGGCGGCGGCAGUAGCAUGCCGCCGAAGCAAAGUAAACCAAUGAAGCCUCUGCCGCAGGGUCAGCUGGAUGAGUUGACAAACAAAGUGUUUAACGAACUGCUUGCCAGCAAGGCUGCAGAUGCGGCGGCCAGUGAAAAGUCGCGCCCUGUCGAUCUGUGCUCCAUGAAGUCCAACGAGGCUCCCUCCGAGGGAUCCUCCUCGUUGUUUGAACGGAUGCGGCGCCAGCAGCGAGAUGGUGGCAACAUUCCAGGCAGCAAACUACCCAAGCUCAAGAAGAAGUCCACUAGCAGUCAGCAAUCCGAAGAGGCGACGACAACAACUCAAGCGGCUGCUGACCCCAAGAAGCCGAUUAUAGCCAAGCUAAAGGCAGGCGUGAAGCUGCAGGUGACGGAGCGAGUAGCCGAGCACCAAGAUGAACUACUCGAGGGCCUGAAGAGAGCACAGCUUGCACGGCUGGAGGAUCAACGUGGCACGGAGAUAAAUUUUGAUCUGCCUGAUUUCCUAAAAAACAAGGAGAAUCUCAGCGCAGCUGUCUCAAAGCUACGCAAGGUGCGCGCCAAUUUGAGUCCCGUGAGCAAGGUACCAGCAUCGCCCACGGAAAUUCCACAGCCAGCGCCACGCUUGUCAAUCACACGUAGCCAACAGCCCGUGUCGCCUAUGAAGGUGGAUCAGGAGUUAGAGACUGAGUUGCCUGCCGUUACGCAGGACCAAACAGAAUUUGCCAAAGCGCCGCCUCCGCUGCCGCCCAAGCCAAAGGUGCUGCCCAUAAAGCCCUCCAACUGGGGUGCGACCGUAAGCCAGACUACGGGCAACUAUUGCAACAAGUUCUCUCCCAGCAAACAAGUGCCGACAUCAUCCAAAGAAGCCAACAAACCGGCAACGUUUGUGAGCAAAAUACCACUGGAAAUGGGACGAAAGUCUCUAGAGGAGGCGGGCUCACGGUGUGCUUACCUCGAUGAGCCUAGCAGCAGCUUCGUGUGAUAUGGGUGCUUCACGCAUUUGAAAUGGCUUUACUGAUCUUGCUUGUAUAUAUAUAUAUAUAUGUUCCCUAUUUAUUGAUACUUCAUAUACUAUUUCGUGUUGAAUGUCCAAAAAACUCCAUGACAAACUACCGUAUGAAAGCCUGUAUUUAUAACUAUCAAAAAUAAGCUUUAGUUUUAGUACAUUUUGUAUAAAUAUACAACAGACAUAAAAUUA
Messenger RNA from Drosophila eugracilis, 5220 nucleotides. It is a transcript of the gene loco, whose product is annotated as regulator of G-protein signaling loco. Gene Ontology annotation, molecular function: GTPase activator activity; protein binding. The record is from RefSeq and is a predicted model, not a curated record. Bases 382 to 5004 code for a protein of 1540 amino acids. Gene Ontology annotation, biological process: signal transduction. NCBI's taxonomy places the organism in Eukaryota, Metazoa, Arthropoda, Insecta, Diptera, Drosophilidae. The transcript is spliced from 5 exons.